Messenger RNA from Penicillium verrucosum, 540 nucleotides. RefSeq lists its product as uncharacterized. The record is from RefSeq and is a predicted model, not a curated record. The transcript has a single exon. NCBI's taxonomy places the organism in Eukaryota, Fungi, Ascomycota, Eurotiomycetes, Eurotiales, Aspergillaceae. The coding region runs from base 1 to 540 and encodes 179 amino acids.
AUGGCUCCUGCUCCAUAUUUCACCAGUGUCACCUCGGAAUCAGCAUUCAAGGCUCGUUGCCAAGCCGAAAAUGGAAAACCCUUUUCCGACCUCCAAAAUGUGGCUGCCAGUGGCUGGGGACGGUCUCAUCUGCUUGCAUGUCGUGUAGUACGACGGGAACCACAGCGCAACGUGCUACCGAUUCUUUCACAAUGGAGCAUGGCAUCUGAUAUACAGUCAUCAUCUGACGAAAUCAGAGCAUUCUUGCAAGGUCCCAAUUUGACAUUUAUGGCUCAAAGCGAGCACUAUUUGGUGCGGGGGUCUAACUGUGGCAUCUCUCUAGCUCAAACCUGGGCGGCAAUGGCUAUGUUCAAAGGAAGUCGGGACCGACGCGCUAAAGGCCUGACUGAUUUCCAGGAAGGAAGCGAAAUCGACGAAGACCAACUUGACAGCGACGACAACACUAAUCCAAGGAUACCAAAGCGACCUAGACGAGAUACAAUUCAAACGGAUUUUGUCGACUCUAGUAGGAUCCAAAUUGGGUCCAGUAGUCCACCAUAA